Drosophila persimilis is the source of this 1918-nucleotide messenger RNA. It is a transcript of the gene Or85d, whose product is annotated as putative odorant receptor 85d. The transcript is spliced from 5 exons. NCBI's taxonomy places the organism in Eukaryota, Metazoa, Arthropoda, Insecta, Diptera, Drosophilidae. Gene Ontology annotation, cellular component: plasma membrane. Gene Ontology annotation, biological process: sensory perception of smell; detection of chemical stimulus involved in sensory perception of smell. The record is from RefSeq and is a predicted model, not a curated record. Gene Ontology annotation, molecular function: odorant binding; olfactory receptor activity.
AUGUGGCGGCGCGUAGCCUCAGCAAGUGGCGACUCCUACCCUCUGAUAUGCCUGUCCCAGCAUGUGGCCCAUCAACACCUAAUGAUGGACACCAUCAGCACAUCAUGGGAGACGAUAGUCCUGGGCGCAGGCCAGACCCAGGCCCACCAGCUGGCAAUUAUGGCAAUCCAAAAGCCUCCAAAAUAUCCCCCUUUCAACGAGUCAUUCCGCAUCAUCCGCCUAUCAGUUGAUAUUUCCCACAGCUCAAGUUAAAUUAAGUUUAUUAUGUUUUUGGAGCCGAGGGUACGGAUACCCCAAGCAUUGGAGAAAGCGGAAAAGUCGGAACCCAUUACAACGGAAAGGUUCUUAAGGUAUGCAAACAUAUUUUACCUGUCCAUAGGAAUGGAGGCCUACGACCAUCAGGGGCGCCGAAAGAUGAUCGAGCUCAUUCUCCGCUGUAUAUUUAUCGCACUCAUCUUGAACCUGAAUGCCGUGCUCCUUUCCGAAUUGAUUUAUGUAUUCCUGGCGAUUGGAAAGGGCACAAACUUCCUGGAGGCCACGAUGAAUCUAUCUUUCAUUGGCUUCGUGAUCGUUGGGGAUCUCAAGGUGUGGCACAUCUGGCGGAAGAGGGAUCAACUCACCAAUGUCGUGCGGGAGAUGGAGAAGCUGCAUCCCAAGGAGGAGCAUCACCAGAAGGCCUACGACGUGGAAAGUCAUCUGAGUGGGUAUAGUCGCUACAGCAAGUUCUACUUCGGCAUGCACCUGGUGCUGAUCUGGACGUACAACCUCUACUGGGCCGUCUACUAUCUCGUCUGCGAUUUCUGGUUGGGCAUACGCCAUUUCGUGAGGAUGCUCCCCUACUACUGCUGGGUUCCAUGGGACUGGAGCACCAACUCCAGCUACUAUCUGAUGUACGUGUCCCAGAAUAUGGCGGGACAGACGUGUCUUUCAGGACAACUGGCCGCCGAUCUGAUGAUGUGCGCUCUCGUCACUCUGCUGGUGAUGCACUUCAUUCGCCUGGGCCGUGGCAUCGAGGAGCAUGUGGCUGGGUUACUAACACCGCAACAGGAUCUGGAGUUCCUUCAGGCAGCUGUCGUCUACCAUCAGCGGCUCCUGCAGCUUUGCCACAACAUCAACGAGAUCUUUGGCGUGUCACUGCUCUGCAAUUUCGUGUCCUCUGCAUUUAUCAUCUGCUUUGUGGGCUUCCAGAUGACAAUUGGUGGAAAGAUCGAUAAUCUAGUGAUGCUUGUACUCUUUCUGUUCUGUGCCUUGGUACAGGUCUUUAUGAUCACCACCUACGCACAGCGAUUGCUUGAUGCGAGCGAGCACAUAGGUGAAGCUGUCUACAAUCACGACUGGUUCCAGGCAGACCUUCAUUAUCGGAAAAUGCUGAUUUUUAUGGUAAGGCGAUCCCAACAGGCUAGUCGCCUAAAGGCCACCAUAUUUCUCAAUGUAUCGCUGGUCACAGUCUCAGAUCUCCUACAAUUAUCCUACAAAUUCUUUGCCCUUUUGCGGACAAUGUAUGUGAAGUAGUUCAGUCAGACCAAAGACAAUAUAAAUAGCGAGAUGAGUAACGUCUCUCGUGUGACUCAUGUGGCAGCAGCAAGCAUCUUAGCUAUGACUGCCUCUAUGUGUUAGGCCGGCCGUCGAAACAUACCCUUUAGUUUAGUACAUUUCUCCUUGGUCAAACUUCCUUGGGAGAGUGUGAGGACUGAUGCCCCCACUAAGCAGCAUGUGGCAGUGACAAUACGAGCAUGGAAGCGGAAUCCACCAAAUCAUCGUUCGGCAAUAACUUACGCGAAUUGCCGCAAAGAGUUGUGGCUUCUAAUUAAACUAAACCGAGUAGACGGGUGGCAAUGAGUAGCGCGAAUCGGACUUAACAUGGCAACGUAAAUGGGGAAUCGAAGAGCGGUCAUUUAACCACAGAAGCAAUGAUUAA